Messenger RNA from Mobula hypostoma (lesser devil ray), 2095 nucleotides. Its product is annotated as beta-galactoside alpha-2,6-sialyltransferase 1-like. The record is from RefSeq and is a predicted model, not a curated record. Bases 565 to 2019 code for a protein of 484 amino acids. Gene Ontology annotation, molecular function: beta-galactoside alpha-2,6-sialyltransferase activity. Lineage: Eukaryota; Metazoa; Chordata; Chondrichthyes; Myliobatiformes; Myliobatidae. The transcript is spliced from 8 exons. Gene Ontology annotation, biological process: sialylation. Gene Ontology annotation, cellular component: Golgi apparatus.
AAGUGAACUGAUCAACCGGCUUGUACAGUUUGAGUUAACAAUCUGAGAGGUGCUCUGCUAUAGGGUAAUGCAUAGCACAAGGCAUGAGGUAAUGAGCUGACUGGAGCAGAAGGUGGGGGUGGUGUUCAAAUGACAGUGCUCACAACACCAGCCUGUUUCCCAUUUAAAUAUUUCACAGCAAAUGAAGUUUCUUUUACUCUGCCUUGAUGGAUUGAAGGAGAAAACAGAAACCCCAGGGUCUGUCUCCGCUGAGCUCAAUUUCACAAAAUCAUUUUGGGGGAAAAGGCAUGUGACAGAGAUUUGGAGCAGCAGCAAACUGUACGUUAGCACAAGAAUGAUAGUGAGUAUUCAAUACUUUACAAACAACCUUCAGAAAUCCAUGGGGAAACAGUUUCUCAAGUUUUGGCUUUGGAGUCCUUAACGCUCGGAUGAUGUUGAAGAUGAAUUCUAAUCUCAUCCGAAUUCACCAACCCCAGGCAUGUUCUAGAAAUGCCAUGUGAUCUCAGUUUGCAUGUUUCCUGAAAUAUUCAGCAUUUGAUAGUUUAAACAUAGCUGUGAAUAGAUAUGGCUCUUCGUACACUUGGAAAGUCUGUGAAGAAGGUCUGUGUCUUUGCUUGUGUCAUAAUUCCCUGCAUCUACACUUUAUUCUAUAAAGUGUUGUUUUGGAAAGAAGAUCUGUUGCUUAAAAAUAGAUUGGAUGGUGAGACCUUGGGAGUGCAAUUUAAUAUGAAUCACGACAAUAUGCUGGAGGUACUGAAUCAAGAUGACAUGCAGGAGGCAUUGAAUGGUGAGAAGAAUACAAGUAAUGACAAUGCCAAACAAGGUUCUUUUUUGACUCAUUUUGAGAAAGCACAGUCAAAUUCUAAAGUUCAUUUUGCUGACAACAGAUCCGGUAAGGCAGAAUUUCCUUUGAAAGAGAGUUCUGCUUUGAAGAAUCAUUUGCCUGCAUCUGCAACCACUAUGGACUUAACCAGGAGGACACAACAAGUAAAGACACAAUUAGUUACUCUUAUCAAAACUGCAAAAACAACCAAAAUAAACCCACUUUUUAAAAGUGAGUGGAUUAUUUGGAAUGAAGACAGCUCUUCAAGCAGUCUCAAUCACCGUCUACAAACUGUCAAAAACAAUUAUGUUGCUAUGAAUAAGUAUGCUGUGAAUUUCACUGGAACAAGAAGAUCAAGGAAGCUGAGCAGCAGAGAAUUGUUGUGUGAACUGAAACAGAGAGUAGAAGUGGCUACCAUUAAAUUUGGAGACGGGCCCUUCACAACAACCAAGUGGCAGGAAUAUUUACCGACUAAGAAUCUUUUCCAGGAACUUGGACACUUCCGGACAUGUGCUGUUGUGGCAUCAGCUGGAUCAAUCCUUAAGUCAGGGUUGGGAAGGGAAAUAGAUGCUCAUGAUGCCAUUAUAAGGUUCAAUGGGGCACCUACCAUAGGAUUUGAGUCUGAUGUGGGGAGCCGUACAACAAUUCGGAUAGUUAAUUCACAGAUUGUCACACUGCAAGAGCACAAGUUUCAUGAUAACAGUUUGUACAAAAUGGGUGUCUUAUUAGUGUGGGACCCGGCACAAUAUUCGGCUAACCUUACUGAGUGGUUCAGACACCCGGAGUAUGAAUUCUUUGAAAGUUAUACAAAGUAUCGUGAAAAGAAUCCCAAUCAGCCCUUCUAUAUUAUAAAUCCCAAAAUGCAAUGGCAGCUUUGGAACGUCAUGCAGGAAAACACGGCUGAGGAUAUCCAGCGCAAUCCUCCUUCCUCUGGAUUCGUAGGUAUCCUUUUAAUGAUGACCAUUUGCGACCAAGUAAAUGUCUAUGAAUUUCUGCCUUCACAAAGACAAACAGAUCUCUGCCAUUAUUAUGAAAGGUUUCAAGAUCAAGCCUGUACAAUGGGUGCUUACCAUCCACUGAUGUUUGAGAAAAAUCUGGUGAAACGUAUAAACCGUGGUUCAGAUAGGGACAUCUAUUUUCAAGGAAAAGCCACCCUUCCAGGAUUUGGAACAUUCCAGUGUCCUAAUUCCAAAUAAAUACAGCAUCGCAAACUAUGAGUACUUGGGUUAUUGUUCUGAAUUUUACAUAAUAUAAAAUCAAGUUUACUAUUGA